Molecule: messenger RNA, 3220 nt
Organism: Seriola dumerili (greater amberjack)
Lineage: Eukaryota; Metazoa; Chordata; Actinopteri; Carangiformes; Carangidae
Gene: slc17a9b
Product: solute carrier family 17 member 9
Exons: 13
Coding region: 336-1736 (466 amino acids)
Biological process (GO): transmembrane transport
Cellular component (GO): membrane
Molecular function (GO): transmembrane transporter activity
Source: RefSeq, a predicted model, not a curated record
AACCCUACCGAUCAGAAGAAGAACUGCGUGGCUGGCUGGAGGAGGCUGGGGAGAAAAACUGACACGUGGAUUACUCCUCCUAGGGCAUCAGGAAAAACAGUCUCCCUCCUCUAGCUCAGUUCCGCGAACCGUCGCCUGUUGUCCCUGUUAGUCCAGUCCUUCACGUUAUGGAUUUAAAUGACGUGAAUCCGAGAUAUGAUUGUGCAAAUACUUUGUAAGAAGGCUGGUCUUUCUCUAUACGUUUACUUUUCUCACUGACUGAUCGACGGCGGGGGAAGAGAUUGAAAGUAAAUAGCCGAAGCGGUUGGAAGGAGGCUGCCGUUACCUCUCGUUGAAUGGCAGUUAUUCAAAAAUAUGGCAAGAACUAUAGUCCAGAUUUGGUCUGUCACAAGGAAAACCAUCCGUCUGAUAAGAUCGGAGCCCCUGGAUGUCACAAGAAGUGGGCUGAACACAACACCAACUGGCCAAGGCCAGUGGCGAGGGUAUGGACGGUGGUGCUGCUGCUUGGGACAUGCCUCCUCUACUGCGCCCGUGUGGCGAUGCCCAUCUGCGCCGUCAGCAUGGCAGAGCAGUUCAGCUGGACCAAGAGGGAGUCUGGCAUGGUGCUCGGCAGCUUUUUCUGGGGCUACUGCUUCACCCAAGUGUUCGGAGGCUACGUCAGCGACCGGGUGGGAGGUGAGAAGGUCCUCCUGCUGUCUGCGGCAGCCUGGGGGUCGAUGACAGCCUUCACCCCCAUCCUGGCCCACUUCUGUUCCCAGCCAAUCCUCUCCAUGACACUGGCCCGCUUCCUCAUGGGCCUGUUACAAGGAGUUCAUUACCCUUCUCUCGCGAGUCUCUGCUCUCAAAAGGUGGUGGAAAGUGAGAGAGGCUUCCUCAUGAGCACCGUGGGUAGUGGCUCCUACCUGGGCACUCUGGUGAUAGGAGGGGCUGGCUCCCUCAUGUUGGACCUGUAUGGCUGGGAGAGCGUUUUCUAUGUCUCUGGUCUCCUCUCGGUCAUGUGGGCCUACUGCAUGUGGAAGUAUCUACUCAAAGGAGAAGGGCCUAUCAUCACCCUGGAGUCCCUGGGAAGUGGUGGGCCCCAAUCCAAACUGUCCAAGAGACAUUGGUUGCGGCUCCUCAAACAACCUGCAGUCUGUGCUGUGAUCGUUACACACCUUUGCACAGCGAGCACCUUCUUCACUCUUUUGUCGUGGCUGCCAACAUUCUUUAAAGACACUUUUCCUGAUGCGAAGGGUUGGGUGUUCAAUGUCAUUCCUUGGUUUGUGGCCAUACCCUCAUCCCUCUUCAGUGGCUGCCUGUCUGACCACCUCAUCAGUCAAGGCUUUGAUACAGCCUCAGUGAGGAAGUUGAUGCAGUUUUUCUCCAUGGGUGUGUCCAGUGUGUUUACCCUUCUUCUGUGUGGCAACACCACCUUCCCCUGGGCUGUAGCAUUUGUGUCUGCCACCAUGGGCCUCACCACCUUCAGUCACAGUGGGGUGUCUGUAAAUGUCCAAGAUCUUGCUCCUUCCUGUGCUGGAGCAUUAUUUGGUGUUAUGAAUACAUGCGGUGCUUUCUCAGGGGUCCUAAUGGUGUAUUUCUCGGGGUAUCUCAUCGAGGCCACAGGCUCGUGGGCGUCUGUGUUUGCCCUCAUCACCACAGUCAACCUGCUGGGCCUCUGCACCUUCCUGGCUUUCGCUGAGGCCCGCCGGGUCGACAUUGAUUCUAGCAAGGUGCGCCACCACAACAUUCACAUUUAAAUCAUUAGUCAUCAGACGGACCAGAGUGCUAUUCCCAAGGAAGAGGUGACCUUGGGCAACCAGCAGCUAGGACAUUAUCCGUGUUGGAGAACUGGCCAAAGGAGCAGCACUUGGAUAAAGCCUGCAUAUAACAUUGGGGAAACUUUGAUUGGAUCCGUGUCUGGUUGAGGGAAGAACUGCAACAGUUACUGAAAAGCACACAGCAGAGUCUGCACAAUGUCACUGAAAAAUCUUAUCGAGUUGAAUCCUACAAAAACACAGCUGUGUCGGUGGAUGCUGUGUGAGUUCAGGGAGGAGGACCAAACUACCUCCAGAUCCCAGCUCGUGCAGCGGAUGGUGGUCACACAGUUGCUUGGCUACUGUUUACGCUUGUUACAGAAUGCGUUACGUCGCAGAGAUGGUUAUCCGAAAAAGCAGUAGCUCACUUUUUUGUGUGUGUACCGAAGGAGCUGUGAGAAUGAUGGAUGUGUUAGUCUCAGGAGCUCUCUGACAGCUGUGACAGACCAAGGUGGUGGGUUCUUACCCUGCGGGAAUGGGGGAGGCGGUGUUUUUGACGCAGGGAGAGUCCUUUAGAGUCUUUUAUUACUAUGCCCUACUCACCCAUCUCUAAGAGAACUGUCUGAGUGACACCUCAUUACCCAGCCACUAAUUACUUGGCAGGCACUCUAAUGUCCUGUACGAUUUACCUUCUACGGUCCCCAUCCCCAUGGUUACAAGCUCAUCUUAUCUUUACAGUUCGGAGUGGGUCAUGCUUUAUUGCAACACGGUUUUGAAUGAGUACAUUCUCCCUGAUUGUUGUCCUGAAGAAUAUCUUUGGAGUCAGGAGACCAAAGGUUAUUAAUUAUUUUUAUUUUAUUUCUAUGUGAUUGCAUGUAAUAGAAAUACCUCACCUAAUUAUUUUGUGAACUUAUAUAUUUAUAUGGCUUAUUGAUUUCUUUUGUCCAUUUCAAAAAUGUUUUUGAGAGAAAAAAUAUAUUCGGUUAGAUAAUAGAAAAAGUAACAUAUCAGGUAAGAUGAUAGAAAAUCAGUUAGUUAUCAAAAUCUGAUGCAGUAUGGAAAAGCCAAUAGUUGUCCUCACCUUUUCUUCAUUUCUGACCUGCACUUUUCAGUCUAAGGAGACAUUGUUGGAAAGAAACUUGUCCAUAUAUUCACUUCCACCCUUAUUAUCACACUUAACAUCAUUGUUACCUAGCAUCUAGACAGGAAGUGAUGUCAGUAUUUGGGAAGGAGCUCGUUAGUAGAGGAGAAAUCCCAUUCACUUGUCAUGCCGGUGUCAGACAGUGUUUUCACCCUCUAUCUCAUUAAGGCAACUUUAAAAACCAUAGUCUCCAUGUUACACACUGUCAUAAUGAAUGUUGCAGGGCAGGUGAGAGGAUUACAAAUCAUGUCUUGGGUUCAGUUCAGUCGAAGAGCUGGAGAAGAUUUGGUGUAAUCUUACUGCAAAGUCUGUAGCAACAGAAAGUUAGCUGCACAGUUCUGACUGA